UUUUAUUCAGUUUCAAAAAGAAAAGAAAAAAAAAAUGGCGGGCUAAUCUCUCUCUUCUCUCUUCUCUCUCUCUCUCACACACACACACAUUUGAUUCACUUUUCGUACACAUCACUGAUUUUCCAAAACAGAAAGAUGCAGAGCUCGGAGGAGAACAGUGUGCUAACGCGAAUGGCGGAGAUGCGGCUAGUUUGCGAACGAGAAAUCCCAAUUCAGCAGCAGAGAAUCGACUCUCUGCAUACUUAUUACCGGAAUUCUUUCGAUUCCGCCAAAUCCGACGCCCAACGAACCUUGCAACUCCAAGAGGAAUUGGAAAAGCUGAAAGAGGAAUUUAGGGCAGCUGAAGAAGCUCUGGUGAAGGCUCGUGCUGAAAAAACUCGAAAAGCGGCAAAGAAGAUGGCGAUAAUGGAGUCCAUAUCUGCUGCACAAGCUAGGGUUAAAGAAUUAGAAGGAAUCGUGAAGGAUCAGGGCGAAAGAAAAGAGAACUACGCUGCUAUAAUAUCUCAACAGUCUGAAGCUUUGGCAGUUGCCAGAGAAAAGUGUCAUCAGAAAAUCGAACACACAGAACAAAUAGAGGAAGCUAUUUCGUGGUACAACAGGGUCCUCGCUUUCCGUAUUGAAUGUGGUCAUGGUGUAAAAUUCAUAUUCACUAACAUUGAUCCGAAGAACCCAAACGAGGAGUACUCCUUUACCAUUCGUCACGAGAAUGAGAUAUACACUCUGCUCACGUGUGAUCCACAACUGAACGACACGAAAGAGCUGGUUAAUGAGUUAAACAAAAGCAAUGGACUAUUCGAAUUUGUUAGAACCAUGAGAGUGAAAUUUCAAGAAGCUGCGUCACACGGAAUUUCGCCACAUGGCCCGUCUCUCGAUCAAGACUCUUCGAUGAUUUCCCUUUCUGCCCCUGUAGUGUCAGUUUCAACCGAUCACAGAUAUGAAUCUCCAGUCAAAGAAAAGGGACUUAAAUUUUCUGAAUCGAACAGCAGUUCAAGAAAAGUUGGCAGAGGACAAACAAUUCGCUCUCCAGGAUCUGCUUCUCUUCGUCGUUCCUCUCGCUUAAAGGGUAAGAGUUGAAGACGAUCUUGAAAUCGUUUAAUCGCCUGCUCAGUCUAUUAUCAGUUUCCGAUGUAAGCAUUAUAAGCUUUUAGUUUCUGGGAUCAAAUAACUUUCUCUUCGUUGCAUGUAAGAACGAUGCUAAAAAUCAAGUGUGCAAUCAAAUUGAGUCGAACACAUAAUACUAUUGUACAAUGUUGUUUAAUAUUUUUAUCGAACUUCAAAAAA
Molecule: messenger RNA, 1281 nt
Organism: Erythranthe guttata (spotted monkey flower)
Lineage: Eukaryota; Viridiplantae; Streptophyta; Magnoliopsida; Lamiales; Phrymaceae
Product: kinetochore protein
Biological process (GO): chromosome segregation
Cellular component (GO): Ndc80 complex
Source: RefSeq, a predicted model, not a curated record